This is a messenger RNA of Cherax quadricarinatus, 1188 nucleotides long. The record is from RefSeq and is a predicted model, not a curated record. NCBI's taxonomy places the organism in Eukaryota, Metazoa, Arthropoda, Malacostraca, Decapoda, Parastacidae.
AUGUCGCUCUCCCCAAUAUUCUGUGCUCCUGUGUACGUGAUCUCCCAUACUUCCCCUUGUCUGUGGCGGUCAUUGUACCUUAGAACUCUCUCAACAGUGGUGCCGUGUGUGAGCAAGGUGCUGGGGCGAGACAGAGUGAGAGAGAUGGUACUGGCUCGACAGGAUCCACUCCUCUCCCAAAAUUCCAAAGACCGUCUCCUCACCACCAUUGAUGGUUCCCUGGAGUUCGCCAACGCUAGAGAGAAGAGCAAGGCCAUCUGGGAAGGGACAAUGCGGGAGGUGAACAUGGUGGCUGAGAUGGGUGGUCAGGCACCUAACCCUGUCAUGCUGAGGCAUCAGGGGCGUACCCAGUGCCACCUGCUGAGUGGUGCCAACCCAGGUAAACCACUCGUUAUUAACUUCGGAUCAUCCACUUGUCCCGUCUUCAUGGCCAACCUGGAGAAAUUCCGCGAGUUGACGGAGGAGUUCUGUGAGGUGGCAGACUUCGUGUUGGUGUACACUGCUGAGGCGCACCCCAGCGAUGGCUGGGCCCUCAGAGACAACAUCAAGGUAGCCAAACACAGAACGUUGGACGAGAGGUACCUAGCAGCUCAGAAGAUGUUGAAACUGGAACCUGUCAAGUGCCCUGUCAUGCUGGACCGCCUGGAUGAUGAGGCUAAUAAGGCCUACGGUGCCCUCCCUGAGCGUCUCUAUAUCAUCCUGGACGGUGUUAUUGUCUACAUGGGGCAGCAGGGACCAGUAGGUUAUAAGGUAAGUGAAGUAGAGUUCUGGCUGGACGACUACAGGUCACAGUUAAGUUAGUGGCGACACUCAGGUCAGAGGAAGGAAAUAAGAACAGUGUUCAACUGUUGGUGAAGAUAACAACAACGGGACACACGAGCAACACAACUGUUGGUGAAGAUAACAACAACGGGACACACGAGCAACACAACUGUUGGUCAAGAUAACAACAACGGGACACACGAGCAACACAACUGUUGGUGAAGAUAACACCAACAGGACACACGAGCAACACAACUGUUGGUGAAGCAGAAGCACCUGGACGCGGGGGCAACACGCGACCACUGGUUCUAAUUGGAGAUCUUUGGAUGAACAACCUAUUUUGUCUAAUUUUUCUAUUGCAAAUAAUUCAUUUACCCACGAAAAAAAAAAUAUAGUGAGAAUAUCAAAGCAUCUUUGGUUAUUAAU